This is a messenger RNA of Hermetia illucens (black soldier fly), 1662 nucleotides long. Its product is annotated as short-chain specific acyl-CoA dehydrogenase, mitochondrial-like. Gene Ontology annotation, biological process: butyrate catabolic process; fatty acid beta-oxidation using acyl-CoA dehydrogenase. The record is from RefSeq and is a predicted model, not a curated record. NCBI's taxonomy places the organism in Eukaryota, Metazoa, Arthropoda, Insecta, Diptera, Stratiomyidae. Bases 327 to 1538 code for a protein of 403 amino acids. Gene Ontology annotation, molecular function: flavin adenine dinucleotide binding. The transcript has 4 exons. Gene Ontology annotation, cellular component: mitochondrion.
AAGCCCCAAGCUCCGCUGUACACUCUUCCUCCAGAUAGCCUGUUGAUUGCCGGGGUAAUGCGCUGAUUCCCUGACAUAUCGAAUGUCAAAGCAAUCAGCUGUUGGAGUUUACAAACUAGCGGUAUUUUAGGAAUCAACACCUCAUGUAUUUGCAUAAACGAUGUGCGAUUUGAUAAAUAAUUAUGACGUAGUGAUACGAAUUGUCUGAAAGUUGCGAUUCGUUGCUUAGCAUUCAGUGUUUUUUAUGCAUGACGGCGGGGUCGGCUGCGGGUGCCUGCGUUUGAUAUCUGAAUUUCUUGAUUUUAACCAUUAUAUUUUCCGGAAAUAUGUUGAAUAUUUUAUUUCGCCAGUCAUGUCGCCGGCUAGCAAAAAAUUCCAUUUGCAACCUGCACACGCUUCCCUCGCAACAUGCCGAGUUAGAGGAGGUUUGCCGAAAAUUUGCUGAUAAGACCAUAAAACCCAUGAGUGCUAAGAUAGAUAAGUUGGCCGAAUACCCUCAAGAUCUUCUUUCAAAAGUAGGAGAAAUGGGGUUAAUGGGCAUCAAUGCUCCUCGGGAGUUUUGUGGUACUGGACUGGAUAUUUAUGGUACAUCGGUUGCUGUGGAAGAACUGGCGAGAGUUUGUGCCUCAACUGGAGCCCUGGUUUCUAUUCACAAUAUUUUAUAUUUGGAUUUUUUAAGCACUUAUGGCAAUAAGUACCACAAGGAGACUUUCCUCCCACCAUAUACGCAAGGCAUUCCUGGAGCGUUUGCUCUUAGUGAAUUCGACGCUGGUUCGGAUGUUGUGAAUAUUUCAACCACUGCCAAGAAGGAUGGCAACAGCUAUAUAAUUAAUGGGACAAAGGCAUGGGUAACCUCUGGUAUAGAGGCUGAAAUGGCAAUAGUAUUUGCUACGUUCGACAGGAGUAAGGGAUAUGGCGGUUUAUCAGCAUUUAUGAUUCCCCUCAACGCUGAUGGUGUCAUUAAAGGAAAGCGCGAACGCAAACUGGGUAUCCGCGCCACAUCGACAUGCACCCUCACAUUCACUGAUGUCCAAAUACCUGAAGUGAACUUGGUAGGAAAUCCAGGAGAAGGCUUCCGCCUAGCAAUGGAACAACUAUCCAAAGCUCGUAUUGGCAUUGCUUCCCAGGCUGUUGGUAUCGCUCAAGGCUGCUUAGAUUUAGCUCUUCAUUACUCCACCGAACGCAGUGCAUUCGGAAAGAAGCUAUUCAACUUCCAAGCAGUACAAUUACGACUAGCAAGGAUGUGCGCGAAAAUCGAAGCAGCCAGGUUGCUCGUCCGUAAGGCAGCCACGCUAUGCGUAAACGGAGAGAAGUUCGCCAAAAAUAGUUCAAUGGCGAAAUUGAUGGCCGCAGAAACUGCAAAUUUCUGUGCUAACGAAUGUGUUCAGAUUUUGGGGGCGAUGGGCUAUGUGGAGGAUAUGCCGGCGGAGAGAUAUUAUCGUGAUGCGAAGAUAACAGAUAUUUAUGGUGGUGUGACGGAUAUACAGUUGAAGGUGAUAGCAGAUCAUUUGCUGAAAGAGAGUGGUCUUAAGAAAUAAGGAGGGGUGAGGAUGUUGUGAUGAAGUGUUGUAAACUAAGCUCAAAAGUUUGAAAAUAUGUACCCUUGUAUUUUUGUAUGAUGCAUUUGAAAAAGAAACAUAAUAAAUCGCUAUUGUUAUCAUG